Molecule: messenger RNA, 1087 nt
Organism: Sinocyclocheilus grahami
Lineage: Eukaryota; Metazoa; Chordata; Actinopteri; Cypriniformes; Cyprinidae
Product: PERQ amino acid-rich with GYF domain-containing protein 2-like
Exons: 2
Coding region: 264-701 (145 amino acids)
Source: RefSeq, a predicted model, not a curated record
UGUACUUUCAAUAUUCGUGAAUCGAAAGUGAAAGUGAUGAUCACUAAAUAAAAGGAAAUCUAACUGCAAGCAGUCACAAGAGACGCACUGAUAACACCAGGAAAACGCAUUAUAAUAACAGCUCCUCCACCUUCUGUCGGACUCAAGAAAGCCAUUAUCAGGCAACAAAUAGUGGACGGAGAAGUGGUCUCUCAGAGCGAACAGAGCAAAAUCCUAAUCACAACAACCACAUUUUUGGGGAGGAAGAGGAGUUAACAGAACAAAUGGAGUUAGCAAUGGAAAAGGCAAAAGAAGAGCAAGAGGAGUGGGGAAAACAAAUGGAGUUAGCGAUAGAAAAGGCGAAAGAAGAGCAAGAGGAUUUGGCAGAACAAAUGGGGUUAGCAGUGGAGUUGGCGAUGGAAAAAGCAAAAGAAGAACAAGAGGAGUGGGGGCAACAAGAGGAAUUAGCAAUGGAAAAGUGGAAAGAUGAGCAAGAGGAGCGUGGACAACAAAUGGAGUUAGCAGUGGAGUUGGCGAUGGAAAAAGCGAAAGAAGAACAAGAGGAGUGGGGACAACAAGAGGAAUUAGCAAUGGAAAAGUGGAAAGAUGAGCAAGAGGAGCGUGGACAACAAAUGGAGUUAGCAAUGGAAAAGUGGAAAGAUGAGCAAGAGGAGUUGGCAGAACAACUGGAGUUAGAGGUGGAAAAGGCGUUCGCAAAAUAAAGAGUUAGCAGAACAACCAAUGUAGAGGAAGAUGAUUAGGUGGAGGAAACAGAAGUAACCUGCUGAACACGAUGAGGUGGAGGAAGCUUCUCAAGAUGAUAUGUUGGAGAACGAGUGACUUUCGAUUGCCUCAUCCUAAUCAGCAUUAGCGGUUCUUCAUCUCUGUCUUUCCUUCUUAUAGCUCAAUUUUUCUUUGUGAUGACCAUGACUAUUUUAUCAAUCUCCUUUGCCACAUUAAAACAUGUAUGAGUUUAAUUUUCUGCUCAGUGUUGUUAUUUUAUAAUGUACUUUGGCAAUCAAAAGUUUGGAGUCAGUCAUCAUAAUGUUUGAUUCUGAAAGAAAAUAAUAGGCCUACAUUCAGCAUGGGUGGACCAAAAUUAGACAGC